Molecule: messenger RNA, 2208 nt
Organism: Anthostomella pinea
Lineage: Eukaryota; Fungi; Ascomycota; Sordariomycetes; Xylariales; Xylariaceae
Source: the annotation of a GenBank genome assembly
AUGGUGGCAGCCGCUCUUCUCGCAAGCUCCCACAAUGCGCGCUCCACACUCUGCCGAACAUGUCUUCUACGAUCCCUCGCCUCGAGGCGACAACCGAGCCGGUUCAUCGGGUUAAAGGUCUUGGAAAAGCGCCGCUUGGCUCAUGAGGCCUGGCAGGAAAGGGCCCGCCAGAUCGAGGCCGGAGAGGUGCCGCAUCUCUGGGACACCCUCAAGGAACGUGGUUUCGUCAAGGAUACGGCUGGCACCGAUGACCAGAUCAGCGAGCUCAUGCGGGUCAAGCGCAUAGGCGCCUACGUCGGAAUCGAUCCCACCGCCGCCUCUCUCCACCUCGGUCAUCUUCUCCCCCUGAUGGCCCUAUACUGGAUGUACAUACAUGGUUACAGGACUGUCAGCGUCGUCGGCGGCGCCACCGCCAAGGUCGGAGAUCCCACCGGUCGUCUGCAGAGCCGCGACAGGAUCGCCAAGGCCGACAUGACCAUGUACAUCACCAAGAUACAUUACCAGCUGAAGCGGAUGUGGGCCCACGUCGACUCCCAGGCACGGCGUCACGGCUAUGAGAAGGAAUGGGUCUGGGACCGCGAGCUGGCCAACAACAGCCAAUGGUACAACACCGUCUCCUUUGCCGAGGUCGUCCAGCGUCUGUUCAACGGCGUCAGGGUCGGCCCCAUGCUGUCGCGAGAGUCUGUCAAGCGGAGGAUGGCCGAAGGCGACGGCAUGUCUCUCGCCGAGUUUGUCUACCCCCUGAUGCAGGCCUGGGAUUGGUGGCACCUGUACUCCAGCCCGAAGGGCUGUCUCAUGCAGAUCGGAGGCUCAGAUCAGUACGGGAACAUCGUCUCGGGCGUCGACGCCGUCAAGUACCUGCGCGACACCGAACGGGACCCCGCCAUCUUGCAGCGCGACGGUCUGCUUGAACCACCCGUUGGCUUCACCACCCCACUGCUGACCGACUCCUCUGGCGCCAAAUUUGGUAAGAGCGCCGGGAACGCCGUCUGGCUCGAUCCCUUCAUGACGAGCCCCUUCGACCUCUAUGGCUACUUCAUGCGGCGGCCGGACGCCGACGUCGAACAGCUGUUGAAGCUAUUUACCUUUCACCCUAUGGACAAAAUUCGCGAGAUCAUGACGCAGCAUAGUCAGGACCCCCCGAAACGCCACGCCCAGCAUGCGCUUGCGUACGAAGUUCUGGCCUUGGUCCACGGCCAGAACGAGGCCGAUGCUGUACGAAAACGGCACCGUCAGAUGUUCUCAAAAGGCCCGGUUGAUGCCUCACAGACACAGACCAGCGAAGAAUCUUCCGAGACGGAGUUCUUCCCACCCAAGGGCACUCCGGCAGACGCCAACAGGGCCGGUUCAUUUCGCGUUGAUAUCCAGUUGCCCGAAUCUCUGAUCAAGGGCAAGUCUAUAGGCCGCAUUCUCUAUGCGGCGGGCUUGGCAGAUAGCGCAAGCGAUGGCCACCGACUCGUGACGAACCAGGGUGCCUACAUCGGGGGCUCUCCCGGGCGGAAGGCGUUCGAAGCCAAAGAAAUGAGAGAGGGUGAGCUCACUUUCACGCCAGUCAAGAACUGGUUCCCGCAAGAAACAUCAAACUACCUCAUUGACGGCAAAUUACUGCUCCUUCGCCGUGGCAAGUACUUCGUGCGUGUCGUUGAGAUGGUCAGCGACGAGGAGUGGGCAGCCAGCGGGCAGUCAUACCAUGGUGAGCCCGGUUCGGGCAAGACGCGAAUCCUGCGGGAAAAGCUCAAGGCGGCGGCCGGUGGAGAAGACCUGCACUACAGUGACGCGGAACUGGCCCAAAUCGAGAAAGAGGCCGAUGAUAUCAUGCGCGAUGAAGAGGAGAAAGAUGAGCCCUCAUCCACACCAGAGGUGAGAUUCCCGCCGCAAACGGCGCGCGCGAGACAGAUCUUGGAAAAGUCACCCAUGGCGCGGCUAGUCACACAAGAGGGGUAUAGCUCCAAGUUGAAAACGGAAGCAAUCGACAAGGUGCUGGCCCAGACGAGAAUAAUCAUACAGGCUGAGAAGCGCAGGAGCGCCAAGGCCGCCGUGAUUGCCGCCGAGAGGAAGGCCCAGCAAAGCGCCAUAGCGGAACGGCUGAGCAAAGACCGGGAAUACAGGGACCGCAGGAGUGCUGAGCGGACUGAGCGGAAGCAGCAAAAGGCGGAGGCCAGAAGCACCCGAAACUUUUUUGAUACCGGGCCCGAGGAACGCCGGUGA